AAUUUUCCAUGUUUGUUUCAUGUUUUCACCGAAGAAAUCAAGCAUAUCCCUCCAUAGGACUGCUCGACAGACAGCUAGCUAGGAAAUCGACUCUUCUGCGAUUUUCAGGGCAGAUUCUGUACCAGAAGACCUUAUCGAAAAGGGUCUUUUAAUCUCUUUCACCUUCACUUCAUAGUAGGUAUAUACUGACGCAGGACAUCUUUACAACCUGGCUGAUGAUGGCUCAAUGCCUUGAUGACAACUUGAAUUUUAGGCAUAUCCUGUAUUCGUGUGGAUUUGAUGCGAAAGAAAUAUAAAUUGACAAUGCCAAGGAAUUCCAUCUCGAGCAAGGCCUGCAAAACAAGUAUAAAUGGGCACCUUGUUGAAGGCACUAUGGCGUAGCAGGUUGUAGUUGGAUCAUUAAGGAUUAUUUUAAUGGCUUCAAACACUAUUAACCAAGGCUUCAUCUUGAUAUUAGUCCUAAUCUUCGCCUGUUUCCAAAUAGCAAUAUCUGGAGAUGCAGAUAUAAUCUCUGAUUUUAUAGUGCCACCAAAUGUCACGAAAGUUGAUGGCAAGUUGUUCACUUUUACUGCUUUACGGUCUCUUGUCGGGGCUAAACCACCAACAUCUUUCACUGCCUCAAAAGUAAGCAUGGCGGAGUUUCCAGCUCUCAAUGGACAAAGUGUUUCUUAUGCAUUUCUACAGUAUCCAGCAGGCACGUUGAACCCUCCUCACACUCAUCCUCGGUCAGCUGAGCUGCUGUUUCUUGUCGAUGGUUGCCUUGAAGUGGGAUUUGUUGACACAGCUAACAAGCUUUUCACACAGACACUCGAAGCUGGGGACAUGUUUGUGUUUCCAAAGGGACUUGUUCACUACCAGUAUAAUAACGAUCCUAAGAAUCUGGCUGUAGCAGUGUCCUCCUUUGGUAGUGCAAGUGCCGGAACCGUGUCAAUUCCAAGCACUCUGUUCACAACUGGCGUUGAUAGUGGGAUUUUGGCAAAGGCUUUCAAGACUGAUGUUGCUACCAUAGAAAAAAUCAAGGCAGGUUUCGCCUAAAGCAGGGAGAUGGAGCUCUAACAUAACCAUGAAUCCCAGUUUUUUCCGUCUUAUUUAUGUACUGAAUAAGUGGUGAU
Molecule: messenger RNA, 1112 nt
Organism: Populus nigra (black poplar)
Lineage: Eukaryota; Viridiplantae; Streptophyta; Magnoliopsida; Malpighiales; Salicaceae
Product: germin-like protein 9-3
Exons: 1
Coding region: 415-1035 (206 amino acids)
Cellular component (GO): cell wall
Molecular function (GO): manganese ion binding
Source: RefSeq, a predicted model, not a curated record